Messenger RNA from Trypanosoma cruzi, 1143 nucleotides. RefSeq names its product aldose 1-epimerase-like protein, putative. Gene Ontology annotation, molecular function: carbohydrate binding; aldose 1-epimerase activity. The record is from RefSeq and is a predicted model, not a curated record. Gene Ontology annotation, biological process: beta-D-galactose catabolic process via UDP-galactose, Leloir pathway; glucose metabolic process. The transcript has a single exon. NCBI's taxonomy places the organism in Eukaryota, Euglenozoa, Kinetoplastea, Trypanosomatida, Trypanosomatidae. Bases 1 to 1143 code for a protein of 380 amino acids.
AUGACUAUUAUUUCCUCUGAGAAUGCAAAGGAAUACUCAAGCCACGUUGAGCCAUUUGGUGAUGGGCACAAGAUUACACUGAAGUCACCGAACCUACGCGUGUCGUUGCUGACGCAGGGUGCCACGGUUUUCUCUGUGCAGUACCGCGUACCGCAGCUGGCUGGCGGGGACGUUGCUGACAAGGAUGGGUGGGUGGAGCUGGUACUUGGACUUGACGUACCGGAGGAGUUCGCGAAGGACAAAUUGUACAUUGGCAGCACCUGCGGCCGUUACUCUGGUCGCAUUGAAAAUGGUGAGUUUGAAUUGAACGGAAAGUCCUUUAAGCUGCUUCAAAAUGACGGCGAAAAUACGUUACAUGGAGGGCCGGAGGGGUUUUCGUCCCGGCCGUGGAAGUACAUCCUGUUGGAAGGGGAGGAGGAGAUUGGCAUCUCCUUUCACCUCAUAUCGCCUCACCUUGAUCAGGGUUUUCCUGGGGAGCUGUUUGUCACGGCCACCUACGUCAUUUUGAAAAAUGAGCCGGCAACGCUUAAGUGGAAUCUGCAGGCGGUUUUGGCCGCCUCCACCCCGGCGCAGUCCACGGUCAUCAACCUUUGCAACCACAUUUAUUGGAAUCUUAACGGUGUACCGUCACGGCCGCGUCGGCUUCCAGAGCCCAUCACAAACCAUCACAUGCAACUUCACUCCGGCUACGUGGCAGAGAUGCAGGAGCUCAUUCCUACAGGCUCCAUGAAGUCGGUGGAAGGAACGCCGCACGAUUACAAGAAGCUACGCGCGAUUCGUGAAGGCAUGGAGGCAACGCAAGCGGAGGGUCGAGAUCCUCCAGGAUACGAUGAUCCUGUCGCGCUCGACAAGUGGGACUCCAAACUGCAUGAAGCGGGCCGCCUAUUCAGUCCCAAGACAGGCAUCACUCUGCAAUUGGAUACAACGUCACCGGCGGUUGUCGUGUACACUGCGAACUAUCUUCCAGAGAAUGCCAGCGGUGAGGCAGGCGAGCGAUUCCAACGGCACAGUGGCAUCUGCUUGGAGACGCAGUACUUCCCAAACUCGCCCCACAUCCCCUCCUUCCCUAGCACAGUAGUGAGUAAGGGAGAGAAGUACGAUGAGACAACCGUAUGUCACUUUAAGUAUACUCCGAAGAGUUGA